AAAGCUUGUUUAUCUACCCUUUUGCUUGCUGCAAAUUGUGAAGUAACCCAUGGCCAGCUGUGUGAGUUGCUGAAGUACGCAGUUCUGGGCAAAUCCAGUAUUCCUAAACCAAGUUGGUGCCAGCUUUUACACCAAAACCACCUGAGCAACGUGGUGGUUUUUAUUCUGAAGGGGAUGAGUCAGCUACAUUUCUACAGGUUCUAUUUGGAGUUUGGAUUUCUCCGAAAGGCAUUCAGACAUAAAUUCUGCUUGCCUCCUCCAUCAUCUAAUUUUCUCUCUGAUAUCAUUGGAUUGCAAAAUGAAAAAACAGAUGGAGAUUCACCCAGGACCAUUGAAGGAACUUUGCUUUCUGCCACUUUGAAAGCCAGCACCAACCCACAGAAUGACCCCAUCGUUCAAAAGUAUGGCUAUGAGCAAGUGGGUGUGACCAGAUGCCUUCUGACCAAAGAAGAAAUGGAGAGGUUUCACUUUCCUUUACAAGGUUCUCCCAGCUGUGAAGACUUUAUCCUUACCAAGUGUAAUGGUUCUGUAACAGAUAGUAGCCCUCUCUUUGGACUUGACUGUGAAAUGUGCCUUACAUCCAAGGGGAGAGAACUAACACGUGUCUCACUUGUGACUGAUGGUGGACAUUGUGUUAUGGAUGAACUGGUCAAACCUGAUGACAAGAUUCUGGACUACCUUACCUGUUUUUCAGGAAUCACGAAGAAGAUUCUUAACCCAGUGACAACCAAACUCAAAGAUGUGCAGAAGCUGUUAAGAGAGCUCCUUCCUCCUGAGGCUGUGUUAGUGGGCCACUCUCUAGACCAGGAUCUCAGAGCAUUGAAAAUGAUACAUCCACAUGUUAUUGAUACCUCACUGCUUUAUAUUGGAAAGCAGGCCAGAAGAUUUAAGCUACAGUUCUUAGCCAAAGUUAUUUUGGGGAAAGAUAUACAGUGUUCAAACAAGCUUGGUCAUGAUGCCAUAGAAGAUGCUAGAACAGCACUUGAAUUGGCUCAGUAUUUUCUUAAGCAUGGACCACAGAAGAUUGCAGAGUUUAACCUGGACGCAGCAGCCAGCCACCAAGAAAUGAAAGUAGCAGGCCAAGAGCCAAAAACUACGACAGGAGUUUCUAAGCACUCCAAAGCAAGUGUUUUAGAAUGCCUGGACUCAUUGGGUCAGAAGCUCCUUUUCUUGACCCAGGAUACAGAUGAACUUUCUUCUUUAGGAAACUGUCAAACUAUUAAGUGCCCUUCAAAUAAAGAGGUGCUUGAGCAAGCCAGAGUGGAAGUCCCUUUGUUUCCCUUCAGUGUUGUACAAUUCUCUUUUGAGCCCUUUAUGCCUGAAUUCACUGAAGAAAUGAAGAGAAGGAUGAGGACCAAGUGGACAGAGAUGUCAACUGUCUAUGCUGGGCCUUUUAGUAAAAAUUACAACCUCAGGAUGGUGAAGAAGAUGUUUAAGAGCUUUGGCCCAGUCCAAUCAAUAACUGUUAUUCUUGAAACUCAUAGGCCUCAUCUCCGUAUACAGUAUGAAAUCCUGGAAGCCGCCCAGCUGGCUAUAGAGACUAUGAAUGACAUUCAGGUAGAAGGCCUCUGCAUCAAGGUGCGUAGGCCUGUGACAGAAUUCACCCUUGACUCUGACACCCUUGUGAAUGAGCUGGAACAAGAUUCUGAGAACCAAGGUACUAUUUACCUGGCUGGAGUAAGUGAAACUUUUAAAACACACCUGUUGCAGCAGUCGAACCUCUUCCAUGGCCUGGAAGCUAUGAUCCUGCCUAAAGACGUUAAAAGCAGAAAGCAGAAAAACUACUGUUUCUUGAAGUUCAAAACUUUUGACAACGCCCAGAGAGCUCUUGAGAUUCUCACAGGCAAGGACUGGGAGCUGAAAGGCCGGCAUGCCCUAACCCUCAGGCACUUCCAAGCAUGGCUCAGGGACUUACCUCCUGAACCAGCAAGGCUCAUGGGGCUUCAAGUUACACCUCCUCUCUUGGAGAAGCAGGCCUUGCAGGUAAGAAAGACUCUGAAGGUGAACCACCCGAAGAUGAUAGCCUGGCGCUGGAGCCGGAGGAUUGAGAAGCUCUACCACAGCCUGAACCCAGGCACCCUCUGCCUCAUCCUGCUGCCAGGAACCAAGAAUGCUUUUGGAUCACACCCUGGCCUAGGACUGAUGAAAAUAAAAGAUGAAGAAGAAAGUAACACCCCAAGCAUGGGAAUGUGACUCUACCCACCGCUUUCAAAGUGCCCUUUGUGGAGAAGGUGCUUAGACUACAGCCUUGGAGAGGUCAGGCCUCCCCAUCCAGCAGACAGCUUUGGUAGAAAGUUGGUAUACUAGCUAAAGUGUAUUUGACAUGUGUAAAUUUUCAAUAAAUUCUUAAAAUUCAAGCAGUUUACUUACAUAGGUGCUAAUCCCUACAGCACUACCAGUAAGUGGCAUAAACUGAGAAGACCAAGAGAAGGGACUUCAGCAGAGAAACCCAUCCAGUUUGUUUGUCAAAGCUGUACUAUCAUCAGAAGCAAAUUUCUGUAGGAUAAACUGUUGUCUUAGUGACAGCUGUUAUAGAACUAAAGGGGAAAAGGCUUUACUGAGAAUCCGGCAAGUACAGGAAAGAGGAGAGUGGGAGACUUAGCUUUUAAAUCAGCCCUCAAGACCCAUUUGCUGCUGGAUGUGUUGGCAUACGACUUUAAUACCGGCACUCAAGAGGCAGAGGCGGAUGGAUUUCUAUGAGUUCGUGGCCAGCCUGGUACACAUAGCAAGUUCCAGGCUGGCUGGGGCUACAGGAAAACCCUGUCUCAAAAAUCAAACCAAGAAACAAAAAACCUACUUCCAGCUAACUCCAUGUUUGGGAAUCCCUUGUUCCUUAAGAUGCAGCUGCAGCACCACUCUUUACCAGAAGGUGUCUCCACCACACCAGCUCACCGCUUGAGAAGUGGAAACCGCAAACUAAGAAAAAAACAGUGCUUAGCUUUUUUAAGUGACUCUCACACUGUUAACAGUACUUAAGGGAGAUGGAGGAACAGGCACACAAUUCCAAAUCUGAUAGAUACACAUUAGUCCAGGCAUAGAGAUGCUGAGUAUCUUAUAGAACUAUAUUUCAAAUAAAACAUAUUUAUGUCUAGAGGGCUAUAGAGUAGUAUAGUUUUGAGUCCAGUUUUGAUUUGGAACCGACCUGGAAGGCUAUGUGCAAAAAUGUUAACAGCAUUUCUCUCUAGUUAGUACAACUGGCAAAUCAGAGUUUUACAAGAUGCUUUGUUGUUUGAAGCAGGAUUGAAGGGGAGAAAAAGUCAGGUGUGGUGUUGUACACCUUUAAUUCCAGAAUUCAAGGCAGAGAAAGGCAGAUUUCUGUGAGUUCAAGGCCACUUUGGUCUACAAGGUCUACAUAGCAAGUUCCAGGCCAGCCAGGGCUACAUGGUGAGACCCUGUCUCAAAACAAAAAACAAAAACAGCUCAGCAUACAUUGCUUUUACCACCAUAAAAAAAAAAAUUUGAAAUUUAGAGUAAUGUUUUAAUCCAUUAAAUGUAGCUUUUUUUAAAGAUCUGGCCCUAAGUGGAACCAAGCACCAAAGACACUGCUACCUGGACUCCCUCUGUCAGGAAGGAACUUCUGUACUGCCAGGGUGAGCUGUAAGGCCUUGAGAUAGCAUGCUUCCCUGCCAGCUGAGCUCUUAAAGCAGUGGAGGCCCAACUGAUAUUUACCUCUUGAGGUUCCUUGGUAAUGGACAGGCCUGUUCCAUUCAGCUCUGUUCCUGGGCAUUUGGGGGCAUUUUGAAUGCAUUUUCGCAGCUCCAAAAACUGAGGAAACACAUACUUUUAUGGAUUGCUCUGAGAAUUCAAAGAUCUAGUUUGUAGAGAAUGACAACAGUAGUAGAUUGUGACCAGUUUUCCUUGUUAAGACUGUUUAAAAUGGGGAAAUUGGUACCUACUUCAUAAGUUAUGAAGAUUCCAUUAGGAAAAGUUCAGAGUAAGUGCUCAACUAGUCAACGCCAUUUCCUUCUGGAUAGAUGAGAGUUUCUCCCUGGGCCCCAUCUCCAGAACACUGUAGAAACGGACCUGACCCACAAAGCCUCUGAGACCUCAGUCUGUACAUGCUGUUCUUCCAGCCGAUGCUCCCACCUUUUGGAAACCAAAACUGCCAACUUGGCCUGUUGCAAAACACACAUUCCAUUCCUAAGUGCGUUUGUGCAUUUUUCCUCCCACACCCUUCUAGGCAGCCAGUGCGGAGCUGCCAAGGCAGCUGCCAGAGAAGCAGUGUCUUUUAGGGGAAAACGGCAACUCCACAGGUUUUUUAUAGGAUUCUUGAUUUAGGUUUUGAACAUAAUCCAUUUUGGGCCCUCUGACCAUAUUGGGGGGUUAUUCAGAAUACUCAACCACAUCUGCUAUUUCCUUAUCCCCUUUGAAAAUAAACUAUAAAAUAGGAAAGCCAUUAGAAGUUUGAAAAAUUCAAGUCACAGCUAACCACCCAAAAUUGAUGACUGCCAAUAUUUUGUAAGCUUUUAUCAGAUUUUUCUGGCAUUAUUCAGUUGUUAAAUAGCUACCUAAUAUGGUAAUAUUAUUGAUACUUCUCAUAAUUUCUAAAACACUAUUUUGUUGACACAAGUUGCUCUCAGAUGAUACUGCUAAUUAUGUUUCUGUAAAUACUUGGUAUUUCUGUGAGGAAAAAAUUACUGAAAUUAGGGCUGCAGAGAUGGCUCGGCGGUUAAGAACACUGACUGGCUCUUGCAGAAGAUCCAGGUUUGAAUCCCAGCACCCACAUGGCAGCAAACAACUGU
Nannospalax galili (Upper Galilee mountains blind mole rat) is the source of this 4742-nucleotide messenger RNA. RefSeq names its product RNA exonuclease 5 (gene Rexo5). Gene Ontology annotation, molecular function: exonuclease activity; RNA binding. The record is from RefSeq and is a predicted model, not a curated record. Lineage: Eukaryota; Metazoa; Chordata; Mammalia; Rodentia; Spalacidae. Gene Ontology annotation, cellular component: nucleus.